Messenger RNA from Capronia coronata CBS 617.96, 1215 nucleotides. RefSeq lists its product as uncharacterized. The transcript has 3 exons. Bases 1 to 1215 code for a protein of 404 amino acids. Lineage: Eukaryota; Fungi; Ascomycota; Eurotiomycetes; Chaetothyriales; Herpotrichiellaceae. Gene Ontology annotation, biological process: fungal-type cell wall organization. The record is from RefSeq and is a predicted model, not a curated record. Gene Ontology annotation, cellular component: plasma membrane; fungal-type cell wall.
AUGGUCUUCACAAAGUUCAUCCUACCCGCAUUCGCGUUGGCGAGCUCCGUCCUCGCACAAUCAAAUUCAAGUGAUAUCUGCGAUGGCCCUUCUAUCACGAUCGCCAGCAGUGCCGAUGCUCAACAGAUUGCUGGCUGCGAGACCUACGAUGGAGACGUGACCAUCGACUCGUCCGCCGCAGGCCAAAUCGCAAUCAACGGUGUCCAACAAAUCACUGGUGAUGUGAAAUGCAACAAUGCCACCCAAUUGACUGCCCUCACCUCGGACCAGCUCAAUUCCAUUGGCGGCAUCUUCAGUUUGACCGGGUUGACCAUUCUAUCCACCCUCCAAUUCAACUCUCUUACCGCUGUCAACCGAAUCAACUGGGUCGGCCUUCCUGCCCUGCAGAGCUUGAACUUCGACCAAGGUGUUUCCAAGUCGAACCAGAUCUACAUUUCCAACACGCAAUUGAACAACAUCAACGGCAUCGAAUUGACCGCUGUUGGAAGCAUGGAUAUUAACAACAACCCCUACCUUACAAGCGUCAAUGUCAACGACCUGACCAACGUCACCACUUCGCUUUCCUUCUCGGCAAAUGGUCGUGACCUGGAGAUCAGUUUCCCCAACCUGCAGGAUGCCGCCAACCUGACCUUCCGAAACGUGAGCAAGGUUGACAUGCCGUCUCUUGCCAACGUUGCAGGCUCCAUGGGUUUUUACUCUGACUCCUUCGAGACCUUCUCUGCUCCCAACCUGACCCAGACUGGUGGUACACUGGCUGUUGUUGACAGCCCUGACCUGGCCAACCUGUCUUUCCCGUCCCUCACCCAGAUCGGUGGCGGUUUCUUGGUUGCCAACAAUACCAACCUCAAGGCCAUAAGCGGUUUUCCCAAAUUAAAGACUGUUGUCGGUGCUCUCGACUUCACUGGUACAUUUAACAGUGUCAAACUGCCUUCGCUCACUGAUGUGAGGGGUGGAUCCAACGUCCAGACCAAGUCUACCAACACCAGUAUCUGCGACCUGUUCGACCAGGCCCAUGACAAGGGUGUCAUCAAGGGUGUCAACACCUGCAUCACUGGAAAGGCCAACCCUGAGACCAAUCCAUCUGCUACCCAAGGCGGUAGUACUUCUGCUUCCCCAUCGGCAACGGGCAAGGCUAAAAACGCUGGUGUCACCUUCGGCGCAAGCACACCAUUGACCGGCCUCAGCGCUCUCAUUGCCGCCAUCCUCUUCAUCUAA